Molecule: messenger RNA, 1606 nt
Organism: Chelmon rostratus (copperband butterflyfish)
Lineage: Eukaryota; Metazoa; Chordata; Actinopteri; Chaetodontiformes; Chaetodontidae
Gene: lin37
Product: lin-37 DREAM MuvB core complex component
Exons: 9
Coding region: 433-1167 (244 amino acids)
Biological process (GO): negative regulation of transcription by RNA polymerase II
Cellular component (GO): transcription repressor complex; Myb complex
Source: RefSeq, a predicted model, not a curated record
GCUAAGUUAGCAACGGUACUUUGAGCUAGUAAAUGCUACGGUCCGAUUUAACUAUAGUAAAACGGCCAGUGUACGUUAUAUUUCUAGUGGAUGCAUGGAAACCACUAUGGGUAACUGCUAGUUAGCUGUAGAUUAUAAUAGGUAAACUCAGAUAAAGUUGGGCUUGCGAUUAAGCUUUAACGUUAUCGAACGGUCACUGCUAACGCAGAAGCAAGACGGCUAGCUGAUUGUAAACGGUCAUAAUUUAACCGCAGCUAGCAAGCUAAUGUAACGUUAGCAAGCAAACGUCCUGUAGUAGAUCGAUGUCAGUAUUGUUAAGUAUAUCCCGCCAUUAUCAAUUUAAAGAAACUGCAUUUCAGUUACCGACAGGGAACUCGUGGUUGUACAUCUCAGUUUCCCCCCAUACAAAUUAUAUAUAGUAUAGUGGAGAUAAUGCAUCACGUCAAGAUCAAGACUGAAAGGCCAGCAGAUUCAGAGGGGGCAGGUGCACGAAGCAAAUUAGAUGUUAUCUUGAACGCACUGGUGGAGAGGCGUGAAAAUGAAAGGAAACAAAAUGAGGGUGAUACUGGAAAAAUAUCAGCUGACUCUUUAAGCAAGGAUUUGUCUCCAUCAUCUGCUGGAAAAAGGCCGUCAGCUCGAUUUCCACAGCACCGGAGGAAGAAGCGAAAAGAGAUGGACGAGGGCAUACCAGAGACCAAUCAGCAUAAACAAAAUUCUUAUAUUAUUAAGUUGUUUGAUCGCAGCGUGGAUCUGGCUCAGUUCAACACUAGCACCCCUCUGUAUCCUAUCUGCCGUGCCUGGAUGAGAAACAAUCCUUCUGUUCGAGAGCCAGCUAGUUCCCCGAGCCCCUCACACAGCAUGAUAGAGGAAGAGGUUACAGACAUGAUUAAUGGUAAAGGUCAAAAUGUGUACAGACUCCCUCCUCCAACUUCUUGUCCAGUCAGCACAUCUGGUGAACCCAUCAAUCUCAGGAUCCCACUGACUGAAAAACCCACUGUUACCAAGUUAACAGAUUCCAUUCCUGUGUCCAGUCCUCUCAUAUGCGACCACAUGGAACGUUGGAAAAAGAUCAGGCAUAAAUGGAAGGAGUGCUCGAACAAGAACCAGUUAAGAUACAGCGAAAGUAUCAAAAUCCUUAAGGAGAUGAAGGAGCUCUAUGAUCACUAGCUGGCUCGUAGCCCUCCGCCACAGAACUGACUCUAUGCAGUUGGAAAGGAGCCAUGGCGUAGCAGCCAAUGUUUGAAUACGCCUGCCAUCUACACAGACUGACAGGAAAGCAUGAACAGAACCUUGAGCCUUAAAUAUCACAUGUCUUAUGCUUUGCAAAAAUUGGAUUGAAGGAUGUUUAAAUUUGUUGCAAUUUUCGUGAUGUGGAACUGUUAUUCAUAAAAUUGUGUGUAGACGUCUAAAUAAAUUAACUUGUUCAUCAGUUGUAUUUUUCCAGACACACUGUGACUUGUGCAUUCUCAAUAUUAACAAGACUGAUUUAAGUCCAUUGUGGUCUCCUCUUUGUUCAGAUUUGCUUCCUUAACUUAAACCAUUAAGUACCAGAAAACAGCAACUAAGAUAAAUUAGUUUUUCAUAGAGGAUUCAGUUACUUCCUAAG